AUGAGUAGGCGGAACUGUUGGAUUUGUAAGAUGUGCAGAGAUGCAUCUAAGAGGCUCCCUUCAAACCUGACUUCGGAGGAAGUAUUACAGUGGGCACAGUCUUUUGAAAAAUUGAUGGCUACAAAAUAUGGGCCAGUAGUCUAUGCAGCGUACUUAAAAAUGGAGCAUAGUGAUGAGAAUAUUAAAUUCUGGAUGGCAUGUGAAACCUAUAAGAAAACUGCAUCACGAUGGAGCAGAACUUCCAGGGCCAAGAAGCUUUAUAAAAUUUACAUCCAGCCACAGUCACCUAGAGAGAUUAACAUCGACAGUUCGACAAGAGAAACCAUCAUCAGGAAUAUUCAAGAACCCACUCAGACAUGUUUUGAAGAGGCUCAGAAAAUAGUGUAUAUGCACAUGGAGAGGGACUCCUAUCCCAGGUUUCUGAAGUCAGAAAUGUACCAGGCCCUUCUGAAGACCAGUCGGCCCAACAGCAACUCCUGA
Molecule: messenger RNA, 480 nt
Organism: Camelus dromedarius (Arabian camel)
Lineage: Eukaryota; Metazoa; Chordata; Mammalia; Artiodactyla; Camelidae
Gene: RGS13
Product: regulator of G protein signaling 13
Exons: 4
Coding region: 1-480 (159 amino acids)
Source: RefSeq, a predicted model, not a curated record